Molecule: messenger RNA, 675 nt
Organism: Symbiodinium necroappetens
Lineage: Eukaryota; Dinophyceae; Suessiales; Symbiodiniaceae
Source: the annotation of a GenBank genome assembly
AUGGCCGCACCGGCUGGGGCUGGCGAUGCCGGGCAGAGCAUCGGCCUCCUCAGGCCAGAUGCUAAAGAGAGCACGGCGGCCAGCGACGUGCACAAAUCGGGCGAAGCGGCAAAUGCUGCUGACGCGCAACCAGAAGGGCCGGCAGAGGCAGAGCUGCCCAGAAAGCAGAGCUCCAGGAACUCGGCCAACCGGCGGACUCGAUGGGCCCCCGAGGAUUCACUUCGGGAUGCCGUCAUUGGCUACAUUGGUGACGAUGAAGAAGAUCCCCCGCAGGCUGGACAGGCAGUGCCGCGUCAGAGCCGGGACGUUCAGCAGCUGAUUAGCGAUGGCGUAGAUGUUCCCAUCGCCAAGGACCAGCGUUCCAAGUAUGUUUGGGUUGCUUUGGCCAGAGGGCGAGAGGCUGGCAGCAAAGGUGACCCGAUGAAGGAGGCCGAGCCGGCUCAAAGGACGAAGAAGUACACCUGGAAUGCUGAAGAAAUAGUGCCGGUGGACACGAAACUAGCUAGAGACAUCGACCUCCGGUGUGAUCUCUGCGGGUUGGACUGCACAGAGGUACUCUAUGAAUUCCGCUGCUACCCGCGCAUGCGUGCCAAAGAGCCUCGCCCGGCUGGGGGCAGGCGGCUUCAUCCCUUUGUCAGUUGGCGGCUCAGUCUUUCAUGGUCUUCAUGCUUAUGA